UAAUGCCCAACGCAAAUAUUUCAAAAAAUGAUCUCGAAAAUGUCUGUCAAGCAUUAGGGAUUGCUACAGAUGGCGUAAAGGCAGACUUAGUCCAAAGAAUAAGAUGUCUCAAGGGUAAGAACCGUGCGGAUAGCUGUGACACAGAAGGAAAUGGUAGAGAGGAAGACGAAGCUACGAACACUGUGGUUCAUGAUAAUUACUCCGAUACAUCUGAAAUAGGCGACCUGAAACAGCAAGCAAGAACUCUAAAGGAGUUAGCAUAUUGUCACGUAAAGGAAUAG
This is a messenger RNA of Acaulospora morrowiae, 281 nucleotides long. The record is from the annotation of a GenBank genome assembly. Lineage: Eukaryota; Fungi; Glomeromycota; Glomeromycetes; Diversisporales; Acaulosporaceae.